GAGACGCAGGAGGUGGAAAGGGAAAGAGAGCGUUUGGGGAGCUCAGCGCAGCCGGCUGACUGGCCUCGCCCUGCGCCGCGGCCCCCGCAGCCCUAGAGUCGCCCGCCCCGCGGCUGCUGCCGCACCGAUGCGCUGUCCGCGGUGCUGACGCCGGCGCCCCGUUCAGUGGAGGGGGUGGAGACGCCCUCGUUCCUGUCGCCCCGACGCCUUCCCAAGCGGGAUCACCCCCACUCCUUCCAAAGCAGGACAAUUUCCUCAAAGGAACUCUCCGAGACCUAGCACUGCGGAUGGAUCCAGGAAGAAGCGAGCGAGUGGGAAGUUAAACUUCGGAUCGGAGCCCGAGAACCCGGUGCCAGGAGACGCGAGUCUGGCGGCCCCCAGCCCCUGAGACCCGAGGGCGCCAUCAAAUUGAGCAAAGUUUGGCUGCAGCUUGGAGAUAAGGGAAGGAUUCUGGAGCAGAGGCGCAGUGAGGGGCCGGACCGGGUUCCCUGGCGGGGUGGUAGCAAGCCCCACAUCCCGACGCCUGCUUCGAUGCCCGCAUUAGUGGAUCCGGGACGACUGGGAGGCGGGAGGCGUAGCGGCAGCCCAGCUCCCCACUCCUUUCCUCCCUUCCCGACUCCCCCCACCCCCACUCCAACUCCCCGCCCCGGGCGCUGGUGACUCCGCCUCUCCGUGCCCGGCGGCUCUCCCGCUGGAGCUGGAACGAGUGCGCUUCCCCGGACUCAGCUCGCUUCUGAGGCUCCGAAGCCGACGCCGCUAGCUCAGGCCCGGGGGCGGGAGCUGGACUGCCCGCGCAGCCUGCGCCUGCAAGCUGCCAACUCUGGAGCCCCUCAUGGGACGCCCCCAGGGGCUCUGUUCGUGCCCUGCUGCCCAGUCCCAGUCCUAGGCGCCCCGGCUCACAGCCCGCCCGCCCGCAGCCCGCGGCCUGACUGGACAGGAGUAUGAGGCCCGGGGCCCCGCGGACGCGGGCCACUGGGCGGCAGGGGCCUAGCUGCAGACCCCCGCGCCCGAGGGCGGCGAGUGGCGAGCCGCGGGAGCCGGCGAGGCGUCGGGGCACGGAGAGAAGCGCCCCAGUCCGGGCGCUGGAAGGGCCGCGGGAGCCGUGUGCGGCCUGAGCGCCGAGUAGGAGGUGGAGGCGCCCCGCCGUUCGGGGGAGGCGGUGCGGGGCUCCGCGGCGCCCCCGACCACUGGCCACCAUCCUCACGUUUCUGCUCCCGCGGGGGGGAUGUCGCGGCCCGGGCCACGAGCGCCGCCCCGGCCCCGGGGCUGAGCUCCGGACCAUGUCCUCCCGCAGCCCCCGGCCCCCGCCCCGCCGCUGCCGCCGCCGCCUGCCGCGCCCCUCCUGCUGUUGCUGCUGCUGCCGCCGCUCGCACCUCAACGAGGACACGGGGCGCUUCGUGCUACUGGCGGCGCUCAUCGGCCUCUACCUGGUGGCGGGCGCCACAGUCUUCUCAGCGCUGGAGAGCCCCGGCGAGGCGGAGGCGCGGGCGCGCUGGGGCGCCACGCUGCGCAACUUCAGCGCGGCGCACGGAGUGGCGGAGCCGGAGCUGCGCGCCUUCCUCCGGCACUACGAGGCCGCGCUGGCCGCCGGCGUCCGAGCCGACGCGCUGCGCCCGCGCUGGGACUUUCCUGGCGCCUUCUACUUCGUGGGCACCGUGGUAUCCACCAUAGGUUUCGGCAUGACCACACCCGCCACUGUAGGCGGGAAGGCUUUCCUCAUAGCCUACGGGCUGUUCGGCUGCGCCGGGACCAUCUUGUUUUUCAACCUGUUCCUGGAGCGCAUCAUCUCGUUGCUGGCCUUCAUCAUGCGCACCUGCAGGGAGCGUCAGCUGCGCCGCAGUGGCCUGCUGCCCGCCACCUUCCGCCACGGCUCGGCGCUCUCGGAGGCCGACUGCUUGGCAGGCUGGAAGCCCUCAGUGUACCACGUGUUGCUGAUUCUGGGCCUGUUCGCUGUGCUGCUGUCGUGCUGCGCCUCGGCCAUGUACACCAGCGUGGAGGGCUGGGACUACAUGGACUCACUGUACUUCUGCUUUGUCACCUUCAGCACCAUCGGCUUCGGGGACCUGGUGAGCAGCCAGCACGCCGCCUACAGGAACCAGGGACUCUACCGCCUGGGAAACUUCCUCUUCAUCCUGCUCGGCGUGUGCUGCAUCUAUUCUCUCUUCAAUGUUAUCUCCAUCCUCAUCAAGCAGGUGCUCAACUGGAUGCUGCGAAAGCUGAGCUGUCGCUGCUGCGCCCGCUGCUGCCCUGCACCCGGCGCACCCCUGGCACGGCGCAACGCCAUCACCCCCGGCUCCCGGCUGCGCCGCCGCCUGGCUGCGCUCGGCGUAGACCCCGCGGCCGGCGACAGCGACGCCGAGGGCCGCCGCCUGUCAGGAGAGCUCAUCUCCAUGCGCGACCUCACCGCCUCCAACAAGGUGUCGCUGGCGCUGCUGCAGAAGCAGCUGUCCGAGACGGCCAACGGCUACCCGCGCAGCGUGUGCGUCAACACGCGCCAGAACGGCUUCUCGGGCGGCGUGGGUGCGCUGGGCAUUAUGAACAACCGCCUGGCCGAGACCAGCGCCUCCAGGUAGACUGCCCGCCUGCCUGCCCUUCUUGCUGCGCCAGGGACCCUCGCCAGGCUGGUGUACCACCAGGCGUGGCUUGCUUUUCUUCUCUCAGACGCUGGCGCUUUCUUAAUCUUUAUCCAAUAAAAUGAAACCAAAAAAAAUUUUUUUAAAGAAAUACUA
This is a messenger RNA of Phyllostomus discolor (pale spear-nosed bat), 2729 nucleotides long. RefSeq names its product potassium two pore domain channel subfamily K member 12 (gene KCNK12). Lineage: Eukaryota; Metazoa; Chordata; Mammalia; Chiroptera; Phyllostomidae. Gene Ontology annotation, cellular component: membrane. Gene Ontology annotation, biological process: stabilization of membrane potential; potassium ion transmembrane transport. The transcript has 2 exons. The coding region runs from base 1281 to 2573 and encodes 430 amino acids. Gene Ontology annotation, molecular function: potassium ion leak channel activity. The record is from RefSeq and is a predicted model, not a curated record.